CCAAUGGCCAGAUACACCAUCGUCGUCCUCGGAGCUGGCGGGGUGGGCAAGUCCGCGCUCGUGAUGAGAUACGGCAAAAACGUGUUCCUCGAGCAGUAUGAUCCAACAAUCGAAGAGGAGUACGAGCUCACCGUCGAGGUCGACGGCGUCCGCAGUCACCUCGAGAUCAUCGACACCGCUGGCGUGGAGCAGUUUACGGCGAUCAACGAGAGCUACAUCCAGAGGGGUCUCGGCUUCAUAGUCGUCUUCAGCCUGACGCAAGAAGCCAGUCUGAGGGAUGCGGAUCACAUACGGCAACGGAUACGCGAGCUGCGAGGAGGGGAUCAGGAUAUCCCGAUGGUGGCGGUGGGGACCAAGAUGGACUUGGCGGGAGAGCGGGAGAUUUCUGGGCAGGUGAUGCAGGACUUGGCGCAGCAGUGGGGAAUGCCCGUGUACGAGACGUCGGCCAAGAAUGGGUGGCAUGUGAGCGAGGUGUUCUCGACGCUGCUCAGCCAGAUGCGCAAGAAGUAUCCGAACGGGCUGCCCAAGCGGAAACACCGAAAGCGAGACCAGUGCAUCCUCAUGUGA
Molecule: messenger RNA, 567 nt
Organism: Epithele typhae
Lineage: Eukaryota; Fungi; Basidiomycota; Agaricomycetes; Polyporales; Epitheliaceae
Product: ras-domain-containing protein
Exons: 8
Biological process (GO): signal transduction
Cellular component (GO): plasma membrane
Molecular function (GO): GTP binding; GTPase activity; GDP binding
Source: RefSeq, a predicted model, not a curated record